UUUCUCGGGCUGGCUCAGGAACAAUCAUCCGGAGAAGCUGUCGCAGCCAUGCCCGUCAUCACAGCUGGACAUGCCGUGACUGAAGCUCCUCCGCCAGACCCUCGACACGACAUGCUAUGGAUGAGCAUCGGGAUCUUGCUCGGCUACUUCGCCAUCUCAGUUAUCAUAAAAGGCCUGGACAGCCUGAGAGGAAAUCGAACGGCCAAGCUCGGACAAUACGUCAAGGAAAUCGAUUCUCAAAAAAACGCGAUUGCUAUCAGGGAGAGAAGGAUAUCCUCGCUUGAGGUGGAAGUUCAAACAAAAGAUGUGACAAUCCAGACUCGCGACAACACUAUUUUGAGUGAAAGACGGGCCAGAGCAGAUGCGGAGUUGGAGGUUGAAAGACUCACCCCUUUCGAGAGGGAAGCAAAUGAUCUCCGUCCGGUGGUGGGGACGUUGCGCAAUGAAACGGGAACCAGUCAAGAGGAGAUCACCAGACUUCAACCUUUCGAGACGGAAGCCAACAAUUUGCGGCCCCAGGUUGGGAGAUUGCGGGAUGAGAUACGAGAUAAGAACCGAGAGAUCGCAAAUCUCAAAGCAGAUAUCACGAAACUUCAAGGCGAUCUGGAGGGCGCCAACCAGCGCUUCGAAGUUGUCAAUCAGCGAGCGGCUGAGGGUAAGGAUGUGGAGAGGAAUUUGAAGGGCUUUAUAAGGGAACGAGAAGUGGCUCUUGAGAGAAUCAAAGCACAGCAUGAAGAACAACUAGACACGUUACGGGAGAAACACGAAGAUGAGAAGGAGUCACUGCAACAGCAGAGAGAGCAGGAAAUCGAAGCUGUGAGACGGAAUGCAAAUAGUGAGCUGGAUGCGAUAAUCAUCACCAAGAACCGAGAACUCGAGAUGCUAAGGAGAGCGAGAGAUGGGUCCUGAUCCUACAAGCAAUACUCCGUCUACCGUCGAGACGUAGUGAAUUACGGUCUGUGUCUCUUCUGGGAAAUUUGGGGCUGAGAAGUUCUAUAUCCGAAUUGAAUUCCAGGGCUUCUGCGCAUGGGCUUGAUUCAGGGGUCGCAGCAUCGGAGUUGAGCUCAUCCUCGAAAACUCCAUCCAACCCCGGUGCUGGAAAAGUGAAGCAGUGGUGAUGAGGAUUUUCGAAGGGACAGUUGUAUAGUAGCUGUGAUGGUACGAUAUGAAUUUUAUGACCAGAAUCUAAUGUAAAUUGGAAUUUGACGAUUGCUCACGGGGUUGAUCGAUAUCAAAGGUGAGUCCUAGGAUGGGGUCUCGGUUCGCUUCAUUCACUCUCAACAUUUCAAGAAAUGCGCCUUUUCCAUGAAUAAAAUUCAU
Molecule: messenger RNA, 1320 nt
Organism: Hyaloscypha bicolor E
Lineage: Eukaryota; Fungi; Ascomycota; Leotiomycetes; Helotiales; Hyaloscyphaceae
Exons: 2
Coding region: 49-909 (286 amino acids)
Source: RefSeq, a predicted model, not a curated record